Messenger RNA from Tribolium madens (black flour beetle), 1876 nucleotides. Its product is annotated as nicalin-1. The coding region runs from base 113 to 1771 and encodes 552 amino acids. The record is from RefSeq and is a predicted model, not a curated record. NCBI's taxonomy places the organism in Eukaryota, Metazoa, Arthropoda, Insecta, Coleoptera, Tenebrionidae. Gene Ontology annotation, biological process: regulation of signal transduction. Gene Ontology annotation, cellular component: endoplasmic reticulum membrane. The transcript is spliced from 6 exons.
CAUAAAAGAAAAAUCUUUGGUGUCAUACUGGUUGCAUAACAAAUUUCCACUGCUAGUGUGGAUUAUCCUUAAAUAUUAGAUUUUUUUCUUUUUAUAAAUAAAAUCAUCAAAAAUGUGGUUGGAAGAAGCUGAGGAAUUGUUUAAAGGAUAUUUACCGUAUUACGUUUUGAUAGUUUUACCUAUUUUUAUCAUAAUAUCACCUGCUAACCCCGUAUUAGCCUCACACGAGUUUCCCGUAUACAGGAUGCAACAUUUCGAUUUACACGGAAUGGCACACGGUUCAAGAAGUGCAGCAGUGAAUCUAGAGGCGAGGUCCCUGACGGGGUGGAGCACUUCUCGCCAUUGUGUUAUAGUGAAGCUCCAAGAUUUGACAAUAGAUCACUUUCGAAAUAUUAGAACCAAAGCAGGUGCUUUGUUGGUCGUGUUGCCAAAUGAUUUUUCUGCGCUUAAUUCUGAUGAAAAACAACACCUUCUUCUGCUUGAACAUGCCAUGUUGGCUCAAGAAAUAUCAGUACCUGUGUAUUUUGCCAUUUGGACUGCUGAAUUGGAGACUAUUGUAGAUGAAGUGUCUCAAAAUGUAGCAACAAACGAUUUAACCAAAUCUGCAGCUGAGGCGAUGUUUAGUUCAGUCGCUGCAAAUGGGUACCAGUUUGUUGUUUCCCCUGGGACCACAAGUGUUAAACAAGACGUUAAGGUUGCAACAAUCCAAGGACACCUCUCUGGUUACAGCCAAGAGGGCAAAGUACCAACUCUGGCUGUGGUUGCCCAUUAUGACAGCUUUGGAGUUGCUCCUAAUUUAUCAUUUGGGGCUGAUUCUAAUGGUUCAGGAGUUGUAAUUUUGUUAGAAUUGGCAAGAUUAUUCUCAAACUUGUAUUCAGAUCCUAAAACUCGCGGAAAAUAUAAUUUAGUUUUUCUGCUCACUGGUGGUGGAAAAAUAAAUUAUCAAGGGAGCAAAAAAUGGCUUGAGGACCAACUUGACUCUUUAGAUGGCUCCAUCAUUCAAGACGCUUCAUUUGUUAUGUGUUUAGAUACUCUUGCGUCAGGGGACUCACUGUAUAUGCACGUCUCUAAACCUCCCAAAGAUGGCUCUCCUGCAUCUUUAUUUUUCAAAGAAUUGAAAGCAGCAGCUGAUCAAUUUCCAACUACAACUGUAGACGGUGUUCACAAAAAAAUUAACCUAGCUGAUGAUAUUUUAGCCUGGGAGCAUGAGAGAUACAGUAUUAGGAGACUACCAGCUUUUACACUUUCCACAUUAAAGAGCCAUAGAGAGUUAACAAGGGGAACAAUUUUAGAUACACGAAAAAACCUAAAUCUUGAGAAACUGAACCAAAAUGCAAAAGUUAUUGCUGAGGCUUUGGCGAACUUCGUUUAUAAUACUUCACUAAGUGAGAUUUUUGGUGGUUCUUUGGACGUGGAUAAGAAUUACUUAGAAGCAUGGAUAAAUUACUUAACUUCACAGCCAAGGGCCACUCAACUUCUAAGCAACAAAGAUAAUGCUCUAGUCACGUUUUUAAAAGAUGAUUUUAACAAAUAUCUCAGAGAUGUUAAAGUGUCUUAUGCAGUUCCUGAUAAGAGAGACCCAGAUUUUCUUUUUUAUGAUGUCACCAAAGGUGUAAUUAAUGUUUACAGUGUUAAACCAGCAAUAUUUGAUCUCGUCUUAACUUUUGCAAUAAUCCUUUAUUUAGGGACUAUCUACCUGUUUGUACAAAAAUUCCCAGCUUUGUACUCCACAGCCUGUUCUUUAACCUCCAAUAAACCAAAACAAAAUUAACAAGUUGCCAAAUUACUUGUAACUGUAGGUAUCCAAAAAAUGUAUUAAUAAUGUUGUAUUAUUUCUGUUGUUACAUAAUAUAAGAGUUUACAAUAAAUUCAAUUG